AGGAAAGACGGGUUCCCUGGAAACUCAAGCCAGAAGGGUGACCAGGGUGUUUCUGGUUCACCAGGUCUGGAUGGUAUUCCUGGACAGAAGGGGGAGGCAGGAUCAAACGGGUCUAAGGGGAUCGAUGGAGCAAUGGGUGAGAAGGGACCAGCUGGGGAGCCUGGUGCAGAGGGGAAACCUGGGAUAAAUGGUUUGAAAGGAGACUCAGGUCCUAUUGGCCCCAAAGGUGAUCAAGGCGAUACGGGUCUUCAAGGUCUGCCAGGUCUAAGUGUGGAGAAAGAGGGACUCAAGGGAGAUCAGGGAUCCCCUGGGUUGCCAGGUCAGACGGGGGCUCUGGGCAAAGAGGGAAAAAGGGGUCGUCGAGGGAAGACGGGGGAACCUGGACCCAGAGGCCUGCCUCCCCCUAAAUACAACUCUGCUGUCUUCAACCAAGAUCUCAGCGAUCACUGCCUCAUUGCCUGCAUCCGUAAUGGGUCCUCGGUGAAAUGA
Messenger RNA from Oncorhynchus masou masou (cherry salmon), 489 nucleotides. Its product is annotated as short-chain collagen C4-like. The record is from RefSeq and is a predicted model, not a curated record. Gene Ontology annotation, molecular function: extracellular matrix structural constituent conferring tensile strength. The transcript is spliced from 10 exons. Gene Ontology annotation, biological process: extracellular matrix organization. NCBI's taxonomy places the organism in Eukaryota, Metazoa, Chordata, Actinopteri, Salmoniformes, Salmonidae. The coding region runs from base 133 to 489 and encodes 118 amino acids.